This is a messenger RNA of Copidosoma floridanum, 444 nucleotides long. RefSeq lists its product as uncharacterized. The record is from RefSeq and is a predicted model, not a curated record. NCBI's taxonomy places the organism in Eukaryota, Metazoa, Arthropoda, Insecta, Hymenoptera, Encyrtidae.
AUGUGGGGCCAUCGAUUGGUGGUGCCAGAAUCGCUGCGUGUACUGAUGUUGAGGGAGCUUCAUGAUGGUUACAUGGGCGUGGUUAAAAUGGAGGCCCUGACCCGCUCAUACAUCUGGUGGCCAGGCAUGGACGCGGAGAUUGAAAAAAUCACGAAGUCUUGCGAGGCUUGUCUCAAGUAUAAUGACAGUCCACCUAAAUUGAAAUUGCACGUUUGGGACUGGCCGGACGCCCCUAAAGUUUGUUUGCAUGCAGACUUCUUAGGUCCACUGGACGGGAAGAUGUACUUGAUUGUCGCGGAUGCUCACUCGAAGUGGGUAGACGUCAAGCUUAUGCGCGACAUCACAUCGAAGUCAACAAUCGACGCCUUCAGGGAGUAUUUUACAGAUGCGGGCCUACCCGUUAAGCUAGUUACGGACAAUGGUCCAUCUUUUUGUUCAUUUUAA